Messenger RNA from Rotaria socialis, 1482 nucleotides. The record is from the annotation of a GenBank genome assembly. Lineage: Eukaryota; Metazoa; Rotifera; Eurotatoria; Philodinida; Philodinidae.
AUGAAAAUCGGAAAGUAUCUUGUUACUCGUUUUACAACUCUGGUGCCUCCUGGAGUUGUACCUGCAAAUCCAAUUAAACUUUUUCGUAUGCUAAAUCGUCAGCAAACUGCUUUCUUUCUUGUCGCUUUUUUUGCAUGGACAUUGGAUGCUUUCGAUUUCUUUUCCGUUACUCUCAAUAUCAUUGAAAUUGGUAAGACAUUUAAUAAAUCGGUAGCCCAUAUCACUUGGGGUAUUACUGUAACAUUGAUGCUUCGUUCUGUGGGUGCCAUCGUGUUUGGCAUUGCAGGCGACCGAUUCGGUCGUAAAUGGCCAUUUGUUAUCAAUAUUGCUUUUUAUGCAACACUUGAAAUUCUCACAGGUUUUUGUACAACAUACGGGCAAUUUAUUGUUUGUCGUGCUCUUUUUGGUGUUGCUAUGGGUGGUAUAUAUGGCAAUUGCGCUACUACAGCACUUGAAGAUGCACCAGAGGCGGCACGUGGUCUCUUGUCGGGCAUUUUACAGCAGGGCUAUGCAAUGGGCUACCUACUUGCUGCCGCUUUCAAUAUAGCAAUUACACAUAAUCAACCGUAUGGUUGGCGAGCACUUUUUUGGCUGGCAGGUUUUCUUCCAUUGCUAGUUGCUUUGUGGCGCAUCUUCUUACCUGAAACAAAAACAUUUCUUAGCAUCAAGGAGGCACGUAAAGCCGGCAAAACUAAAGACGAAGCCGGCCAUGAAGUUUCUGCGGUCCAAGCAGUCAUCAAUUCAAUUCGUCCUACACUUAAAAAAUAUUGGAUGACACUCAUCUAUCUCAUUCUAAUGAUGACUGGAUUCAACUUUUUAGCACACGGAAGUCAAGAUCUAUAUCCAACUUUUCUUAGCAAUCAGCUUCAAUUUUCAACAGGUCUUGUUACCAUUACUACAAUAGUCUCAAACUGUGGAGCUCUUAUCGGUGGCUCACUAAUUGGCUACUCUUCAAGUUUCUUCGGUCGACGACUUUCUAUAAUUGUUGUCCUCAUUGCUGGUGCUGCACUUAUUCCAGCGUAUCUUCUUCCACGUAACAAAACAAUUAUGAUCGGGGCAUUCUUUCAGCAACUGUGUGUUCAAGGUGCCUGGGGUGUAGUUCCUAUUCAUCUCAUUGAACUCGCACCAGAUGAAUUCCGUUCAUUUGUCGUUGGCACAGCCUAUCAACUAGGUAAUCUUAUCUCAUCAGCUUCGUCAACAAUUGAAGCGUCACUUGGACAACGCUUUCCUUUGGAAUCAGACAGCGAGACCACUGCUUCACAUCGAUUUGAUUAUGGUAAAGUCAUGGCUAUUUUCUUAGCCUGUACUUACGUAUAUUUACUUAUCAUUAUUCUGCUCGGACCUGAAAAAAAAGAUGCCAAAAAUGAUGAAUAUAUUGCGACUGAACUUAACAAUAAAAGUGUCAAAGACGAUGAUACUCAAUCGAAAUUGUUAACAACACCAGAAGACGGACAGAAGAAACAGACAUUAGAAAAUGCAUAA